CUGCUUUAUAUGUUAGAAUUAGAAUAGAUAAUAAGCAAUAACUGGACAACACAUGACUCAACUCUCUUAUCGCUUAGGACAACAAAUUUGUUGAUUUUGAAGGACAAACUAAUGAAUUUUCACUAUAAUUCACUUCAUAACCGGUUUCUAUUUAAAAUUAUAAUUCUCAAAUAAGAAGAAGAGCUUCGUUCACUUUCCCUCGAAUUCCCCUCCUAUGACUAACCUUCAAUCUCUUCUCUUUACCUCCAAACUCCCAAACAUACUCAAAUUCCAGUUUUAAUACUUAGUAAUGAUUAAUGGGUCCUUGAUCCGGUUUUUAGCUGCUCACACCCGACCUGGCCUGAUUCCUUUUUUAAGAUUUUCAUUCAUGAUGGUGUGCACUUGUGCUGCCUUUAUUGAAGAGGGAGAGACAGUAAAAAUACAAAAAGAAAAUGGCGUUAACAAUGGAAUCAAAUCACAAGUUUGACUGGACUGAGAUCGUGAGAACAUGAGUGCGACAGAAAUCGCACACCCACCUUCGUUAGCUGAAUGUGAAAGCAAAGACUCCAAAAAGCCAAAACAAAGCUGCGUUCUCUGUUCUUUUUACCCCUCUUUUGUCCUCUUGCUUUUUCUGUUGCUCUGAGACAUUCUCUAGUCUGGUCUGUGGGAAGUACUAAUCCAUUCAUGUGAGAUUGCCCAAGUACGAUCUUUCACCCCUCCUGACUCAAUCUCAGGCUCACCAACGUCCUGUCUCGCCCCAUCAUAUAGACCUUUCCUGGUCGUCUUCGCCGUACCCUUUGAUCAACUGCACGUACUUCCCUCAACAACAUACAUUUCAUAUCAUGAACAGCCGCCACUGCUGUUAUGUUGUUUGGUUAUAAUCUUCAAUUCCUCCACGUAAUUCAUGCCGCCCCCUUGGAUCAAUUCUUGAAUUUUCUUCUUCAAACGUUUUCUGUGAUGGGGGUUCUUUACUCCUUUUUAUUCUUUACCAUCACUGAUGAAAGUUGUUGUUUUUUUGCUUUCUGGGUUACUACUUGACAGGUUGAUUUCCUUGUAAAUAUCUUGAAAUUUCCCAAGAAAGAUGAAGAUUUUGACUGUGGAGGUGAUACUAGAUGUGCUGCUGCUGCUGUUUCUGAAAUGUAGCUUUGCAGUGGGAGAUGAACAGGUGAUGAAGCUGUUGAACUUCAUGAAGUCGUCAGUUGAGAAUGAUCCAAACGGGUUCCUGAAAGACUGGGGUUCUUCUUCUUCAAGCCCCUGCAAGUGGAAUGGCGUGGUUUGCUUUCCUGCCCAUGAAGGUCAAGUCACAGACCUCAAUCUUCAAAAUGCAAACCUCCAUGGCUUUCUCCACAUCUACCAUCUCAUGGCUCUCCCUUCUCUCCGGAAUCUUCGGUUGAGUGGCAACCGUUUCUACGGAAAUCUUUCAUUCCCCACAGAUUCUUCUUCUUGCAGCAGUAGCUUUGAGUCUCUUGAUCUAUCAUCUAACAACUUCUCAGACUCUCUGGAUUUAGGUCCCUUGUUGUCUGCCUGCAAUCGCCUCUCAUAUCUGAACCUUUCCCAGAACUCGAUCCCUCAUCUGGUGCUCAAGCCAUCUCCCUCGGUUCUCCAGGUUGAUGCCUCCAAGAACAAGAUUUCGAAUUUAGACCUUCUAGAUUACUCUCUGUCCGACUGCCAGAACUUGAGCCUGCUCAAUUUGUCUGAAAACAAGCUGAGUGGUAAUCUGAUGAAAAGCUCCCUUUUUUCUUGCAACAACCUAGGACUUCUUGAUCUGUCGCACAACAAUGUCUCAGGAGAUUUCAAUGAUGUCGAAUUCGGGGCUUGUGGCAAUCUGGCUGUACUAGACUUGUCAUUCAACAGCCUCUCAGGUUCUGAUUUCCCCGCCAGUCUGGGGAAUUGCCAGAAUCUGGAGAAACUCCUUAUCGGGCAUAACUUGAUUCAACUGAAGAUUCCAGGGGGGUUGUUAUCAAAGCUGAAGCGUUUGAGAAAUUUGGGAUUGGCCCAUAACAGUUUUUCCGGGGAGAUUCCGUCGGAGCUGGGGGGAAUUUGUACCACUCUCGAGGAUCUUGAUCUUUCCGGGAACCAGUUAUCCGGUGAGCUUCCGUCCACGUUCAGAGCGUGCUCCUCCACGCUCACCUCUCUCAACCUUAGCAGUAAUCAUCUCUCCGGCGACUUCUUGAGCAGCGUCGUUAGCCGGCUUGGGAAUCUCAGACGCCUCUCGGUUUCUUUCAAUAACUUGACCGGUCCGGUUCCGAAGUCUUUGGAAAACUGUCCCCACCUCGAGGUGCUCGAUCUUAGCUCGAACCGGUUCGACGGCGGCGUGCCGUCCUGGUUAUGCUCACCGGUUUCUGCCCUGCAGACGAUGACGCUGGCAAACAACCAACUUUCCGGGUCAGUCCCACCGCAACUCGGGUUCUGUAAGAACCUAAUGAAAAUCGAUUUCAGCUUCAACCGCCUGAGCGGUUCGAUCCCGUUGGAAAUCUGGAACCUUCCGAAUCUGUCGGAUCUGAUCAUGUGGGCGAACUCCAUCACCGGUGAGAUUCCUGAAGGCAUUUGCAGCUCCAGAUAUGGAGGAGGAGGGAAACUCGAAACCCUAAUCCUCAACCACAAUUUCAUCUCCGGACCGAUCCCGAAGUCAAUUUCGAAGUGCACCCAGCUGGUUUGGGUUUCUCUGUCAAGCAACCGGCUGACGGGCGAGAUUCCCCCGCAAAUCGGCGAGCUCUCGAAGCUCGCGAUACUCCAGCUCGGGAAUAACUCUCUGUCGGGCGCGGUUCCUCCUGGGCUAGGCAGGUGUAAGAACCUGAUAUGGCUGGAUUUGAAUAGCAAUGACUUAACGGGUCCGGUUCCUGCCGAACUUGCCGAUCAGGCCGGGCUUAUCGUCCCCGGCGGUGUGUCGGGAAAGCAUUUCGCUUUCGUGAGGAACGAGGGUGGGCCUGUGUGCAGAGGCGCAGGUGGUCUGGUUUACUUCGACGGAAUCCGGGAAGAGAUUCUAGAAAACUUCCCCGUCUUCCAUUCCUGCCCGUCGAUUAGGGUUUACUCUGGCACCACAAUCUACACAUUUUCCAGCAAUGGGAGCAUGAUUUACCUCGACCUCUCCUACAAUACGCUGUCUGGAACCAUUCCUCCCAGCUUUGGUUCAAUGAGUUAUCUGCAGGUGUUAAAUUUGGGCCACAAUGAUUUAACCGGAACCAUUCCUUUCAGCUUCGGCGGUCUUAAGAGAACUGGCGUGCUUGACGUCUCUCACAACCGUCUUCACGGCCGAAUCCCAGGGUCACUCGGAGCGCUCUCAUUUCUCAAUGAUCUCGAUCUUUCCAACAACAACCUCUCCGGGGAGAUUCCUUCCAGCGGGCAGCUGAUCACAUUCCCUGCUGCUCGAUACGAAAACAACUCUGACCUAUGUGGUUUACCCUUACGCCCCUGUGGUGCAUCUGAUUCAUCGUCAAGUGCACAAUACAACCAGCAACAAGAUAGGAAGAAGCGGGCAACCACUAUAUGGAUGGUCGCCGGGUUUACAGCAUCUUUUAUUGCAUUGUGUGGACUACUCGUUGCACUCUUGAGAGUGAGGAAAGGUCAGGAGAAGAAGGCAGAAGAGAGGAGGGAUAAGUACAUUGAGACCCUUUCGACUUCAGGAAGCAGUACUUGGAAGCUCUGCAGCGUACCUGAGCCACUCAGCAUUAAUGUGGCCACCUUUGAGAAACCUUUGAGGAAAUUGACCUUUGCACAUCUUCUGGAAGCGACCAACGGGUUUAGCACAUCGUCAUUGAUUGGUUCAGGUGGGUUCGGGGAGGUCUACAAGGCGCAUUUGAAGGAUGGUUCAGUCGUGGCGAUCAAGAAGCUCAUCCACGUGACUGGCCAAGGUGACCGCGAGUUCAUGGCAGAAAUGGAAACGAUCGGGAAAAUUAAACACCGAAACCUCGUACCGCUCUUGGGGUAUUGCAAGAUCGGAGAGGAGAGGCUUCUUGUAUAUGAGUACAUGAAAUGGGGGAGCUUAGAAGACGUUCUUCAUGAGACUCGAGACAAAGCGUGGCUCAACUGGGCAGCCCGGAAGAAGAUCGCAGUCGGAUCUGCUAGAGGGCUAGCAUUUCUUCACCAUAGCUGUCUCCCGCAUAUAAUUCACCGUGAUAUGAAAUCUAGCAACGUCCUCCUGGAUGAAAACUUGGAGGCCCGGGUGUCAGAUUUCGGAAUGGCCCGCUUGGUGAACGCGCUGGAUACUCAUCUUAGUGUGAGCACACUUGCGGGCACACCCGGAUACGUCCCACCAGAAUAUUACCACAGUUUUCGGUGUACAACUAAAGGUGAUGUCUAUAGCUAUGGUGUCAUACUUCUUGAGCUUCUCUCGGGUAAGAGGCCCAUAAACACUCGAGAUUUCGGAGAUGACAACAACCUGGUGGGCUGGGCUAAGCUGCUGCACAAGGGCAAUAGAAGUCAUGAGAUAUUUGAUCCCCAACUCAUGAGUGAUUUGUCUGGUGAAUGCGAUCAGCUCUAUCAGUAUCUUGAGAUUGCGCUCGAAUGCCUAGAGGAGAAGCCAUAUCAAAGGCCAACCAUGAUACAAGUUAUGGCCAUGUUUAAAGCAUCAUCUUCGCAUGAUGAUUCAGAGAGUGAUAUUCUUGAUGACGUCUCAGUCUUGAUCGAUGAGUCACCCGAAGGUGAACCAUAAUCUGCCAUGGUUCACCGGCUAUGAGCUUUGAUCUGUUGCAGAUUCUUGCCCAGUGGAUGGCUCAAAAUGUCGAUCAGAUCAUAGAACUAGUUUUUUUCCCUUUUGGCUGUUGGCCUGUUAAUCUGUUAUAUGUAAUUUGUAAAUAUUAGGUGAUAUGUUCUCAGAUGAAAGUCAUAAGGCUUGCUUUGCAAAAGUAUUCUGAGUUGAGUUAAUUUUUCAUGUGAGUCAAUUUUGAUUGGUUAUUCCGGUGUAAUGUUGGGACCCCUUUUUUUAGAAAAAUAAGAGAGAACAUCUCAAAUAUUCAAUUUAACUUCAUUAGUUGCAGACGGCUUUGUCCUAAUGCAAACAUUAAAAAGACAUUUGAAGUAUAACGUUUAAAACGCAAAGUGAAGUUGGUG
This is a messenger RNA of Cuscuta epithymum, 5028 nucleotides long. The record is from the annotation of a GenBank genome assembly. NCBI's taxonomy places the organism in Eukaryota, Viridiplantae, Streptophyta, Magnoliopsida, Solanales, Convolvulaceae.